Messenger RNA from Thyridium curvatum, 2973 nucleotides. RefSeq lists its product as uncharacterized. NCBI's taxonomy places the organism in Eukaryota, Fungi, Ascomycota, Sordariomycetes, Thyridiales, Thyridiaceae. The record is from RefSeq and is a predicted model, not a curated record. The coding region runs from base 1 to 2973 and encodes 990 amino acids. Gene Ontology annotation, molecular function: arylsulfatase activity. The transcript has 2 exons.
AUGGCAGAAGCAAAGCGCCCCAACUUUCUCAUGGUCGUGGCCGAUGAUCUCGGCUUCAGUGAUACGUCGCCGUACGGCUCCGAGAUCAGCACGCCAGCCCUGCAGAAGCUCUCAGACGAAGGUAUCCGCCUGACCAACUUCCACACCGCGCCGGCAUGCUCACCAACACGGUCCAUGCUGCUGUCGGGCACAGACCACCACAUCGCCGGCCUGGGCCAGCUGGCCGAGAUGAUGGAGCGCAGCAAGGACCCGAGCGUGUUUGAGGGCCGCCCGGGUUACGAGGGUUACCUCAACUUUCGUGUCGCCGCGCUGCCAGAGAUUCUACGCGAUGCGGGCUACCUCAACAUCAUGUCCGGCAAGUGGCACCUGGGCAUGAAGCAGGAGCACUCGCCCUCGGCGCGUGGGUUCGACAAGGUCUUCUCCUUCCUUGCCGGCUCUGGCAACCACUAUAACUGGGAGCCGCAGUUCGACAGCGACAAGUACAAGUUUCAGCUGCCGGGCAAGAACAAGCUGUGGAUGGACGGCGACAGGUACAUGGACCGUAAGACCGAGAUCCCCGAGAACUUCUACUCGACUUCGUACACCACGGAGCGGAUGCUCGGCUUCCUCAAGGGCCGGACCGAGGAGGAAAAGAAGCAGCCCUUCUUCGGCUACCUCUGCUACUUGGCCCCACACUGGCCUCUCCAGGCCCCGAAAGAGACGAGGGACAAGUAUCUAGGCAAGUAUGCCGAUGGGCCGAGCAAGCUCAGUGAGCGGAGGAUCAAAAAGCUCAUCGAGCUCGGCCUCGUUCCCGCUGACGUCGUCCCCGCCAAACCUGAGGGUACCCUCGAGGCCGAGUGGGACGAGCUCUCGGACGAGGAACGCGCCCUCUCGGCGCGCAAGAUGGAGACCUAUGCCGCAAUGGUGGAGCUCAUUGAUGAAGGCGUUGGUCAGGUGGUCGACUACCUUGAGUCCACUGGCGAGCUCGACAACACUUUCGUCUGCUUCAUCUCUGACAAUGGCGCUGAAGGUGUUAAUAUGGAGGCAUUGCCUGUCAUGGGUGGUGAGUCGACCAUGGCGCGCAUCAUCGAGGAGUUCUACGACAACUCGCUCGACAACAUCGGCAACCGCGACUCGUUUGUGUACUACGGCCCGCGCUGGGCCUGCGCCGCGACGGCGCCCUCGCGGGGCUUCAAGUGCAGGCCGACUGAGGGCGGCAUCCGCUGCCCCUGCAUCGUGCGGUACCCGCCCUUUGGCAACGCGCCUGCGGCCAUCAGCCACAAGUUCACGACGGUCAUGGACCUGCUCCCGACCUUCCUCGAGCUGGCGGGCGUCCCGCUGCCUGGCGCCACCUUCCACGAGCGUGAGGUCGUACCAGUGCGUGGCAAGUCGUGGAGGGCGCAUCUCGCGUCCAAGGACUACGAGAGCACCGAGGUGCACGACGAGAACUACCACGUGCACGGUUGGGAGCUGGUGAACCUGCGGGCUAUACGUAGGGGCAACUGGAAGGCCGUAUGGAUGCACCCGCCUCGAGGUACAGGCGAGUGGGAGCUGUUUGAUCUGUCCAAAGAUCCGGCCGAGAGCAAGGACCUGUCCCAGGAGCAGCCGGAGCUCAUGAAGGAGAUGUUGGAGCACUGGGAGCGAUACUAUGCCGAGACGGGAAUGUUUGAUAUCCCCUUUGAGUUUGCUCGGCUUGUCGUUCGCCGCUCUGUCGCUGCAGAGCCGCACGCUGCGCAGAGCCGAAGCCGCCACGCGGAGACAACCGCUGAGGUUCAACGCCGACGGGACUUUCCAGAUCUCCGUCUUUUCCGAUCUGCAUUUUGGAGAGAGUACGCGUCUCCCCUUCUCGGUGUCAUGCUCACUGACCCUGGCGACACAUCAUUUCAGCUCUUGCACAGUUGCAGAAGAACGGGCACUAAUAGCGCUUUGUUGGCAGAUGCAUGGGACGACUGGGGGCCGGCCCAGGACCGAGCUUCCGUCCAGGUGAUAAACAAUGUGCUCGACAAGGAAUCGCCCGGUCUCGUUGUCCUGAACGGCGAUCUCAUCACCGGCGAGAACACCUUCUUGGAGAACAGCACUACCUAUGUCGACCAGAUCGUUGGGCCCCUCGUCGCCCGCGACCUGACCUGGGCCUCGACCUACGGCAACCACGACAGGGACGUCAAUAUCACGGCCCAGGGCAUCUUCGAGCGCGAGCACAGCUACCCAAACUCGCGCACCCGCUCCAUGGUCCAGGACUCUGCCGUUGACGUCGGCGUCUCCAACUACUACCUGCCCGUGUUCGACAGCAGCUGCCGCUCCUGCCACUGCACCCCGGAGCUGCUGCUUUGGUUCUUUGACUCGCGCGGUGGCCACGCCUUCCAGCACGGCUCUACUCCCAUCCCAGACUGGGUCGACGAGCGUGUUGUCAAGUGGUUCCGCGAGACCAACGCCGAGCUGGUAGCCCGCCACAACAAGACCAUCCCCUCCCUGGCCUUCUUCCACAUCCCUGUCUACGCCUCGCUCGCCGCCCAGAAUGUCGGGAUCGACAAGAACCGCCAGCCCGGAAUCAACGACGACGUCCCCUUGGCGCCUCAGGCUCAAGGGUGGUGCCCCGACGGCACCAGCAAUUCGAACUGCAGGUACGGCGGCCAGGACGUGCCCUUCAUGCAGGCUCUCGCCGACACAGACGGUCUCCUCGCCACCUUCUCCGGUCACGACCACGGCGAUACCUGGUGCUACAAGUGGGAUGGCGGUCUUCCCGGCGUCCAGGUCAAGGGCACCGGGAAGAACUUGUGCUUUGGCCAGCACAGCGGCUAUGGUGGCUACGGAAACUGGGAGAGGGGCGCAAGGCAGGUUCUGGUAACCAAGGAUGGCCUGAGCCAUGGACUCGUCGACACGUGGAUUCGGCUUGAGAGUGGUAAUGUCGUGGGUAACGUGGUGCUGAACUCUACAUACGGGCAAGAUCUGUACCCGGCGACACCCAACACCAAGACGAAAUGCCCGGGAUGUUAA